AUGAGUGCAGAGUUUUAUGUUGCAGAUAAGGCCUCAGUCCCAAUACUUGGUCUACAGUCAUGCCUUGACCUUGAACUAAUAGAGUUAGUUUACUCCGUUGAUCGAGACAUACCGCCAGACAUGUCUAUAGGGUACACCGAAACUACCCUCGAUAAAUCGAACGUAUUCACCAACUACAAAGACGUUUUUGAAGGAAUUGGACUUUUUCCAGGUGAGUGUACUAUCCAUAUUGACCCAAACGCGCAGCCAGUUGUCCAUCCACUGCGUAAGGUGCCCGUGGCACUUCGUGACAAACUUAAAUGCGAGUUAGACCGGAUGGAAAAGUCAGACAUUAUAACUAGAGUAAAUGAACCGACAAAGUGGGUCAAUUCGCUGGUGGUGGUAGAAAAAUCGUCUGAAAAGUUACGCGUUUGUUUGGACCCCCAAGAUCUGAACAGAGCCAUAAACCGUCCACAUUAUCCCAUGAGAACUCUCGGGGAAGUUCCUCCCGACCUAAACGGUGCUAGUUACUUUACAAAGCUUGACGCACGCUCUGGCUAUUGGGCUUUAAAGCUAGAUCACAAGUCUUCGUUACUCACGACAUUUAACACUCCGUAUGGGAGGUAUUGUUUCCUGCGCAUGCCAUUUGGAAUUAGAUCGGCUCAAGAUGAAUUUCAACGCGUCAUUGAUGAAAGUUUUGAAGGACUUCGUGGAGUGUCAACCAUUGUGGAUGACAUACUCGUAUACGGCAAAACUCGCCAUGAGCACGACUCGAACCUACGAGCUGUUUUGAACCGUUGA
This is a messenger RNA of Pecten maximus, 780 nucleotides long. RefSeq lists its product as uncharacterized. Lineage: Eukaryota; Metazoa; Mollusca; Bivalvia; Pectinida; Pectinidae. The coding region runs from base 1 to 780 and encodes 259 amino acids. The transcript has a single exon. The record is from RefSeq and is a predicted model, not a curated record.